AUCCAUGUCAAGGACAUUGGUCAUGGUGAAUACCCACCGAUACUUGUUGCUUCCCAUUGUGGAGCUGAAUUCUGGUGUGGAUUGUCUUCCCAGAGAACAUUUCACCUCUGGAACAGAGCGUGGUGGACUCUGAUUGGUGAAUUCCCACAGAUAUUACAGAAUGGCAACCCUUCUAUAUCUGAAGCUGUUGGUGUUAUUGAGCAUUGCACAAGGUCUAGCUGAAGACAGGAUCAUUGGAGGAUCUGAAGUUGUCCCUCACUCUAUCCCGUAUCAAGCUUCCUUACAGAUAAGAUCAGUACAUUACUGCAGUGGAACUUUAAUUAAUCCCAGGUGGAUCCUGUCAGCAGCUCAUUGUGUGAAACCUCCAUAUCUCAUCACAGUUGUGUUGGGUGAACAUAGCCUUUCCAGGUCAGAUGGCAAUGAACAAUUCUACAGAGUGAUCAAACUUAUAAUGUUUCCUUUCUACCAACCUGCAACAUUCAGGCAUGAUAUCAUGCUGUUGAAAUUGAAUAGACCAGCAAAACGGAAUGCAUAUAUCAACCUUGUAUCAAUUCCAUCUACUGAUAAAAUGGUUCGUGAAAAUACCCUAUGUACAGUCUCUGGCUGGGGAGUCACCACUGUUUACAGUUAUAGUCUAUCUGAUGUACUUAUGGCAGUGAAGGUUCCAAUCAUUCCUCGUUACAAGUGCAAUCGACCUUCUUCAUAUGGUGGAAGAGUGCAUCCCUACAUGAUCUGUGCAGGCUACAGGGCAGGAGGCAAGGAUUCUUGUCAGGGUGACUCUGGAGGACCACUGAUUUGUAAUGGAGUCAUUGAAGGAAUUGUGUCCUGGGGAAUUAGUUGUGCACAUUACAAAUAUCCAGGUGUAUAUACAAGAGUAGGCAAGUACAGAAAUUGGAUUCAAAAUAAAAUAGCAAGGUUUUGAGAACUAUCUGCCAUUUACCGCUCCUGCUUACUUCUAAAAGUACUAUAGUUGCCAUCGAAUUAGUCUUUUGCUUAUGUUAAAUCCAGAGAAUACUUCAGCAUUCUGUUUUUUUGGGCCAAUUAUCAA
Messenger RNA from Chiloscyllium plagiosum (whitespotted bambooshark), 1048 nucleotides. NCBI's taxonomy places the organism in Eukaryota, Metazoa, Chordata, Chondrichthyes, Orectolobiformes, Hemiscylliidae. The record is from RefSeq and is a predicted model, not a curated record.